This is a messenger RNA of Aspergillus bombycis, 1257 nucleotides long. Its product is annotated as CorA family magnesium transporter. The coding region runs from base 1 to 1257 and encodes 418 amino acids. The transcript has a single exon. The record is from RefSeq and is a predicted model, not a curated record. Gene Ontology annotation, molecular function: magnesium ion transmembrane transporter activity. NCBI's taxonomy places the organism in Eukaryota, Fungi, Ascomycota, Eurotiomycetes, Eurotiales, Aspergillaceae. Gene Ontology annotation, biological process: mitochondrial magnesium ion transmembrane transport. Gene Ontology annotation, cellular component: mitochondrial inner membrane.
AUGCUGAUCUCCACUAGUUGUUCUUCGCACAUCCGGAGAGCAGUCCCCAAAGUACUUCACUUCUCGAUUAUCCCAGAGGCUCGGAGCGCAGCCCAAUUAUGGCACCAACCAAAUCCCCGCGCAACUCCACCCGGCCAGAAUCUGGGCUUCAGGAUAAUUCACCCGUUUCGACCGAUCCACUCUCAGCCCGAUCCAAAUCACCAUGAUACACCUCAAAGGCAACGGUUGUUUGAUUUAUCGCUUAGCUUUUCGCGAACGCAGCUGAGUGGGAACACGGACAUGCAAUACACGCGCUACAAUGGCCAUGGCGUGGCGAUGCCCUUCAACCGGCUGACGAAGCUCGACAUGGUCAACCAAUUUGGCCUAAGCGCACGCGAUCUGCGCACACUUGAUGUCCCAUCGGAUGGCUUCCCACAUCUCCUCAUCCGAGAAUCCACCCUGCUGAUCCAUAUGUUCAAUCUACGGCUGCUGGUGCAAGCCGACCAGAUGCUGGUCUUCCACAUAGAACCAACGCCCACACAAGAACCCGAUACGAUCUCACGCGUCUUCCUCCGUGAUCUGGAGUCGAAACUACGCGGGGACCCCGGCUUGGGAGUGUCCGUGGGCUUGCCGUACGAACUGCGCGUCCUCGAGGCGGCAUUGGCGGCGGUCACCUCCACCCUCGAAGCGGAAUAUGUGCUAACCAAGGAUCAAGUUAUGAAGACCCUACGAAUGGUGGAUAAGGAAGAAGGCGAGAUCCAUUCGAAUCUUCGAACAUUGUUAGAGCUCGUGCGAAAACUCGCAGCGACCGAAAAGCGCGCGCGGCAGGUCCGCAGUGCGGUCCAAGACGUGUUGAAUACGGACGAGGAUAUGGCCGGGAUGUACCUCAGCGACAAGCAAGCCGGAAAGCCCCACCACGUGGAGGACCAUCAGGAUGUGGAAUACUUGCUGGAGGCGUACUACAAGGCGAGUGAUGCGGUCGUCCAGGAAGCGGCGAGCCUAAUGGGAACAAUUCAACAGACGGAAGAGAGUAUACAGUCGAUGCUGGACGUGCGACGCAACCAGAUCAUGGUGCUGGAAGCCAAGAUUGAGAUCCUAAUGUUAGGAAUGGCCGUGGCAACGCUCGUAGCGGGCUGGUACGGCAUGAAUGUCGUCAACUACUUCGAAGAGAGCGGCACGGCCUUUGCAGCACUGGUUUCAUCCUGUCUGGUCGCCAUCGCGUUUCUUUCGCGAUAUGGCUUCCGGCAGCUGCGGAGGAUCCAGAAAAUGCAUCUAUAG